This is a messenger RNA of Mytilus trossulus (common blue mussel), 925 nucleotides long. RefSeq names its product asialoglycoprotein receptor 1-like. The record is from RefSeq and is a predicted model, not a curated record. Bases 44 to 484 code for a protein of 146 amino acids. Gene Ontology annotation, molecular function: signaling receptor activity. The transcript has 2 exons. NCBI's taxonomy places the organism in Eukaryota, Metazoa, Mollusca, Bivalvia, Mytilida, Mytilidae.
GAAGGUGCAGACGAAAUCAUUUGGCGCCAUUUGGAAGACUAAAAUGAAGAUCGUAACAAUACUUCUGGAGGUGUUCUGUGUUGUCUUUGCUAUGUCUGUCAAACAAAGAAGUAGCCAAUUGAAUACCGGAAGUGGCAACCAAUUACUAUGGUACUUCCUUAACAAAGUAGAAAAACUUGACACAAAAAUAGAUAAGAUUCAACUAGAGAAUACUGAAAUUAAAAGUAAACUAAAUGGUUUACAAACAGACGUUAGACUUUUGAAAGGUAAAACACAGAUUUGGUUAGGUGGAAAUGAUCCAACUGGAAGAAAUACAUGGAUGUGGAGUACUGAUUUCACAGAGCUAAAUUACCAAAACUGGUCCCCUGGUAACCCAGAUGAUAACAACGAAAAAUGCAUGAUGAUGUAUUCAAAAUCAUUUCAGUGGAACGACGGCGAAUGUUACUCAAAGCGAGGCGGUUACAUCUGUGAAAAACGUUUAUAGAUAUCAGACUGGGAAUGACCAUUUCAUGUUCUCGAGGGACAGGAGAAUUUGAAAAAAAAAAUAACUUAUUCGGGUAAGAACUGAGUACAAGUCAAAAUAAAAAUGAUUAUUAUGCAUCAUAAAAUUCAUGAAACAAAGCGUGCGUAGCAACAGAGUGUAUAUAAAUGUGAAACAGGAUUAAAAAAAAACCUCCCUAGAAUAUCAAAUGGUCAUCCCUUAAGGGCAUACGAUACAGUUUUGAUCCCAUAUUGAAAUUUUGCUAACAAUUUGCAUAUAGGCUGUUUUUUGCCUGAUUAAAUUGAAUAUGUAAAAAAAAAUAUACCUUCAUGUGAUACUUUUUGAGUAAAAUGAGGUCCAAAUUUUAUAUAUUUGCUAAAAAUUCGGAUUUGUGGACGUAUUUUUCCUUUCGACAGAAAUAUAUAACUUUUUUGUUUUAAAAGA